Messenger RNA from Antrostomus carolinensis (chuck-will's-widow), 486 nucleotides. Its product is annotated as actin, cytoplasmic 1. The record is from RefSeq and is a predicted model, not a curated record. The transcript is spliced from 2 exons. Lineage: Eukaryota; Metazoa; Chordata; Aves; Caprimulgiformes; Caprimulgidae. The annotation marks the transcript as partial.
AUCAUGUUUGAGACCUUCAACACCCCCGCCAUGUACGUGGCCAUCCAGGCCGUGCUGUCCCUUUACGCCUCUGGUCGUACCACUGGUAUUGUUAUGGACUCUGGGGAUGGUGUCACCCACACUGUCCCCAUCUACGAGGGUUAUGCUUUACCCCACGCCAUCCUACGCCUGGACUUGGCCGGCCGUGACCUGACAGACUACCUCAUGAAGAUCCUGACAGAGAGAGGUUACAGCUUCACCACCACAGCUGAAAGGGAAAUCGUCCGGGACAUCAAGGAGAAGCUUUGCUACGUCGCUUUGGACUUCGAGCAGGAGAUGGCCACUGCUGCCUCCUCUUCCUCCCUGGAGAAGAGCUACGAGCUCCCCGAUGGCCAAGUGAUCACCAUCGGCAACGAGCGGUUCCGGUGUCCGGAGGCUCUGUUCCAACCUUCCUUCUUGGGCAUGGAGUCCUGCGGGAUUCACGAGACCACCUUCAACUCCAUCAUG